UCCGUUUUAAUGUUUUCCUAAUCGACUGCUGAAAAAUGAAUCUAGAUUAUCAUUCAGCUCAAGAAGAUUUUAAUGUCAUCAUAAGAAAGUUACAACCAUGGGUUUUAUCUAACUUUGUGAUGUGGUUGGAUAUAAAAGUUGCAGAAUAUAAGAUAUUUGGGUGCAUUUUAAAUGAAGCAGAAAAAGACAGAGCAAGGUCUUAUGUACUUGGAAUCUGUCAAUCUAGUACAAACACUACCAAUGAACAAUUACAACAGAAGGAAUCAUCAUGUUAUUUACAAACAAUAGCUCCAAAGUUAUCAACUAAGAUUCCAAGACAAAGACAGAAUGUAGAACAAAGUGAUCCAGGAAACCAAACUUAUAAAGAGCAUGAACAUUAUAAAAACUCUUCUAGAAGAACAAACAAUCACAAACAGGGUAGUGAGUUGCACAUUUUUCCAACUGCAUAUCAAAAGCAACAAAUCAUACAUCAACCUGAACAAGAAAAACUUCAUGGAAAUCCUACGUCCAAUUCUUCUGAUUCAGUAGAAUAUAUUAACUUAGACAGUGAAGAUGAAGAAGAAUCAUUAAGAGAAGAUAACUCCCUUGAAGUAAAUUUGAUAAGAGAUCCUCAAUUUUCUAAAGAUGUUGUAGAAAGGCUUGCAAUUUAUGAACAACAUCUAUCUGGUUCUGUAUCUGUUAUAAAAUUAGAACUUCCAGAUAAUAUUGGUGAUUUUGAACAGCAGCAGGAAGAGUUCCCAAUAAAUACUGAUUUAUGUGAGAAUUCAGGGAGUAUAUAUAUGAACUCAAAUGAAAUUAUUAAUGCAGAAGCUAUUAUUAAAACAGAAGGCAGACAAUCUGUUGUUACAUGUAAUUAUACUGAAAGUGGCAACAAACCUGGAACAACCCCAGCAGAAAACAGUGAAGAAGAAAAUAGACAUGUACUGAAAGUGUUUAGUGAUAUGUCAUAUCCUUGGGAUGGCUUCAACAUGUGUAGUACAUGUUUUGGCUUAUUUGGUUCAGUAACAGAAUUACAGAACCAUUUUAAAGUUCACCAUCCUGGUAGUGUAAUGCUUUCAACUUGUGUAUAUUGUGGGGGCAGUUUCUCCAGCAAUUUUCUAUUGAAGCAACAUUUUGUGACUUGUCGUAUGGGUAAACAUGACUUCACAUGUAUUUUGUGUGGAAAGUCAUUUAAACAGGGACAGCAUUUCAGAGGACAUUUGAACACACAUCUUGGUGUGCAGGCUUUCAAGUGUAAAACAUGUAAAAAAUCGUUUACAUAUAAAACUCAUUUGACUGUCCAUGAAAAGCAGUAUCAUAGUGGCAGCUUUAGUGGUAAAUUUGAAUGUGUUAUAUGUAAACGUAGGUAUCUUAAAAAGGUACAUUUAAAUGAACAUAUUCGUGGUUUUCAUGGAAAAGCAAAGCCAAGAUAUACAUGUGAAUUUUGUGAUGAAAAAUUUGUGUGGAGAGGAUCAUUUAUUAAACAUAAGAAGGCAAAAUGUAUGAAAAAUCCAAACAGAAUGUAAAAUGUCAAUACAUAGGCUAUAAUAUCAUGAAUAUACAUUAUAACUGCAAUUUCGUUUAAUAUUGUGCAACUUUUUCAGUUUUC
Molecule: messenger RNA, 1588 nt
Organism: Mytilus californianus (California mussel)
Lineage: Eukaryota; Metazoa; Mollusca; Bivalvia; Mytilida; Mytilidae
Product: zinc finger and BTB domain-containing protein 16-A-like
Exons: 3
Coding region: 36-1505 (489 amino acids)
Biological process (GO): regulation of transcription by RNA polymerase II
Molecular function (GO): DNA-binding transcription factor activity; RNA polymerase II cis-regulatory region sequence-specific DNA binding
Source: RefSeq, a predicted model, not a curated record